AUGCCACUCUUGACUCCGCCUAAGUCGCAAUUUGCGCCCACGAGCUUCGUCUACGAACUGAUCCACCACCCGAUCACAGUCCUCAUCACCUUUCUACACUAUCUCCUUCUCAAUCUUCGCGGACCAUCAUACAAACCCACAGCAUCGGGCAGGUCCCGCAUCCGCGUGGUCUGCAUCAGUGAUACUCACACCAAGAUCCCGCCGCAGGCACUGCCAAAGGGCGACAUUCUGAUACAUGCUGGCGAUCUGACCAACUCCGGCUCUCGUGCACAGAUUCAACAAACCCUCGACUGGCUCAAGAGUCUGCUGAAACCGUGGCCCGGGUCUCAAGAUGGAUUCGCAUACAUUGUGGUAAUUUGCGGCAAUCACGAUUCAUACCUCGAUGAGCGGUCAAGGUCGGCCCAUGACAAUGCCCACAAGAACCAGGCGCUGAGCUGGGGCAAGCUCACAUAUCUCCAGCACAAUUCUGUGACGCUGCCCUUCAUAGACGAUCGGAAGCUCAAGAUCUACGGCGCGCCUCAGAUACCCAGGUGCGGCGGAAAGGAGUUUGCUUUCCAGUAUGAACGUGGGCAAGACGCAUGGAGCAAUACCGUGCCGGACGACGUGGAUAUCUUGGUGACGCACAACCCACCAAAGUGGCAUCUCGACCUACCGACCUCCGGCGGGCUCGGAGACGAGUUCGAACUGCAAGAAAUAUGGCGUACGAAGCCGACGCUGCAAGUCUGCGGCCACGUCCACUCAGGCUACGGCAAAGAAUACCUGUGGUGGGAUCGGUCGCAGAAGCUGUUCGAGGAGUUGCGUGAGCACGCUUACGGCAAUGGCAAGGCACAGUUCUCCCAACCGCCGUUGACAGAGCUCUUUGAUGUUGCGCUAUACUUAAAGGGCAUGCAAUUGGUGUGGGAAGAUCUCAAGGCGCUCGCUUGGUCCCGGCUGUGGGGAGGUGCACGGCAAGGCGGUAUACUCGUCAAUGCCGCCUUGACGGUGCGAACAUCGAGUCAACUGGGCAACAAGCCACAUGUCGUUGACCUGUAG
Molecule: messenger RNA, 1032 nt
Organism: Cyphellophora attinorum
Lineage: Eukaryota; Fungi; Ascomycota; Eurotiomycetes; Chaetothyriales; Cyphellophoraceae
Product: putative rhamnogalacturonate lyase C
Exons: 1
Coding region: 1-1032 (343 amino acids)
Molecular function (GO): hydrolase activity
Source: RefSeq, a predicted model, not a curated record